CGGGAUGGAGACUGGCAGCAGUGGACUAGUGGCGGUGACCCGGAGUGGAGGUGGCGUGAGGCACUUUCUACCCAUCAACACCUCGUGCCACACUGCAACAUCUGCGACACACAAUCCACGCACCCACACGCACCCACGCAUCCGUACACAGGCACGCACACAUGACAGCGAGACCACCACUGCAGACUGAGGUCUUAAUAAACACCUUCCGACUCCUGUGGCGCGACGGCGAGUGAUGUGAAAUCCCAGCGGAGAAAACCAUUAGGAACAGGAUGUAAAAACUUGUGAUUAAUCACGGAAAUUAUUGUGUUCGAAUCGACAAGUGGCUAGAUAAAAGGCGGCUCUGGUCGUUGUGUGAUCAGUUCAUCAUACAAAAUGCCAAGAUAGACCAAAUCAUCCUUGCGUUCGAGAGAUGUUAUUAACGCCUGCAGGAGAGCAAGCAACAGUGUUUCCGCGUGGACACCGUUAUUCAGUGAGCGAGUGGAAACGUAUCAUGCACGGGGAGAACACCUGUUGAAUGUCGAACGCGGAGCCAGGGUAAAAUACAGCGAAUAUGAAGCAACUGCACACCGUUCAAUUCCAUGUCUGCAGACUUUCAUGCGCAUGUUUCUGUGUUUUACGGGGAACAAAAAUGAUAUUCAGUCAAUAAGUCAAGGACAGACGGCGUGGUUACAUCAGAGGCAGCGCUUCUGAAUGUUCUUGCUGGUCCGAAAGAGGGUCAUAAGUAAGUCACGUCAUGCGGACUCAGGAGCAGCGACGAGCCACUGUGGCCAACGUCACCUUCGACAUCCCCAGAAUCACCUGCAGGAGUAAAAAUUUAAGCACUUAAAAAAAAAGGGAGCGGGACAAAGUAAAACGGAAGUCACAGACAAGCGCCCAUUUGUUUCCGUUAACCUGAUCGCCAGCGCAGCGUCACCACGGCCCACCGCCACAUAGCCCGGGAGGAUGAAGCGUGCCGAUGCGCCGUCUUACCCGAGAGGCUUUGCUAAGAACUGGAAGCUUAGACUGAAGCAUCCGUGAAUGUCGGCCACGCGAUGCCAAAAUAAAGAAACCAAAAAACGUAACUAAGCGAAAAAUGAGAACCAUCACUUUCACCGGAGACUGAACAACACAGUAAGAAAAGAGAAAAAGAAGAAAAAAAAGUUUUCGUGCGGAAGUUUAUACGCGAACUGAGAUUGAAAGAAACGAAAAAGUGACGCGUUUCAAGAUGACUUCGGAGACGAACCAACCAAGGGCGCGGCGGGUUUCGAGUCUCACCUUGAUGGAGGCUGAGCUUCUGGAGAUUUGGUCGCGGGUGAAGAACUGGCCGCGGGGCAGCCCGGACAGCAUAACCUCAUCCAUGCAUCGCCCCAGCCACGAUGAUAUACCCGAAGUGUCUCUGUACGGCAAUUAUAUCCACUACAGGGAGUGCGAGGGGCCGGACGUGGAGGUGCAGGCUGAGGGGCCGGGCGUGUUGUCCAAUGGUCGCAGCAGUAUUAGUUCUGUGAGCUUUGACGCUUCGCCACGUAACUCAGACGACUCCCAAGACAGGCGUUUUGAAGCCAUGGCGCGCAACUCGCUCUCUUCCCUCCAGCAUCGUCGUCAAUCUACCGCCUCCGCCUUCAUCAGAGAGCCUCUCGAAGCCAACACCGACGACCGUAACUGGUCAUGGAGCUACCUCAGGGAGAGGUUCCGUGUCAAGGACCUGGAGGAACUUUUUGACCAGUACCAGCUACGGAUCCACCACGCCAUGCUCAUCAACUACCUCCUGAUUCAGCUUUGCGUCUCCAUCACCUUCAUCAUCACCCUCCUCACCGGCGAGCAUGUUAUGGAGGAGCUGGUGCCCGAGCUGACUGGUCACGUGGCCGGCCUGGUGGUGUGCGUAUCGCUACUCAUCUACGUGUAUAACGAGCACACCUUCCGUCAGUAUCCUCGCCUCCAUAUCAUCAUGUCGGGACUCGUUAUCCUCACGCUCUUCGCUACAGAUGUCGCCAUUACCCUCUUCUUCAAGGACAACCGUUUUCCCGACAGCGAACACUACAACAUUAAGUCUGGCAACAUGGUGUACCUGCUGCUUGUGGUGUACGUGUUCCUGCCAAUCUCACACAAGUGGCAGACGGUGGUGCUGGCAGGCCUCCUCACCGCCGGGGAUCUCGCCCUCACCUACUACGCCAUCAGCACCGGCCACCUGGAAACAGAACACGAGCACAUCGUUACAAAGAUGUGCGUGGAUACUGCCAUCCUCCUCUGCAUAAAUCUCCUGGGGAUUUACUGGCGGUUCAUGAGUGAAGUGGCUUUCAGACGGGCCUUCCUCGACAAGCGCGGCAGUCUGGAGUCUAAGUUUAAAGUGGAGGCCGAGAAGAAGCAGGAGGAGAAUCUUCUGCUGAGUAUUCUUCCCAAAAAUAUAAUGCAGCAAGUAAAGGCAGACUUCCGUAAUAUGAUUGAAAGGACCAUCUUCAACGCCAAUCCGGUCACCAAGAACAAUCCCUUUCCAAACUUGUACAUCAAUCAUCAUGAAAUGGUAUCCAUCUUAUACGCUGACAUCGUGAACUUCACGGUGCUCACGACCAGGCUGAGUCCCGAUCAGCUGGUGGUGAUGCUCAAUGACCUCUUCGGCAAGUUUGACGACGCUGCUGAGGUAAACAACUGCCUUCGAAUCAAACUGCUUGGAGACUGUUACUAUUGUGUGUCGGGUGUGCCGGAGUUCAACAAGGACCACGCCAACAACUGCGUCAAGGUCGGCCUGGAGAUGAUCGACAUCAUACGCGAAGUGAGAGAGAUGAGGAAAGUGAAUGUGGACAUGCGCAUCGGGAUCCACAGCGGCAGCGUUUUGUCGGGUUUGAUCGGCGUAAGGAAAUGGCAGUUCGAUGUGUGGAGCAACGCUGCCACCAUUGCCAACCAUAUGGAGCAGACGGGCUCAGCAGGUCGGAUUCACGUGACCCACAAAACCCAGCAGCUCAUCAAUGAUUUGGACUACGAGUUCGAGAUGAGCGACGCGAAGGAGAAGGACCCGCUGCUGCAAGAAGAGGAUAUCGAAACUUUCUUCCUUAUUCCCAACCAGAGGCGACCAAAGACAAGGCGGGUCCACCACAUGUCGACAGCGAACAUCAAGACUCCCAUGUCCAUCUCAAAUGAUUCCUCAAAACUAGAUAACUUUUAUGAAGGCAACGUACCCAAGAGAGUGGCUAAGGUGCAGCUUCCUCAGGGAGUGUCCAGACCCUCCAUCCUCAAUAGGAGACGAUCAACUGUCUCGGAAACUCCCCUGUCCUCUAAAAGGCGAACAGUGGUGACGGACACUGCCCUCACCAACUUCCAGAGAAUAAUGGUGGACUCCAGGGCGACAAUGGAAAGAGAAAUAGAGACCAUGCCUCUGCGCAAAACUGACCAGUGGUUCCAUCCUGAGGGUAUCAAUCCCUUCUUCCUGAAUUUCACCAACCGCUACUGGGAGCUACCGCUGCUGCGCCAAGCCGACCCGCUCUUCAAAUACUACAUCGCCUGCGCCGUAGUGGUCUUCGUCUCCAUAUUUGUUACGCAGCAGUCACUGAUGCCCGGGAACUCCCUAGGGUGGCGGACGGGUGUCGGGUGCCUGAUACUCCUGAGUGUGGUGAUGCUGCUAGUCUGGGUUGCCACCAUACACCAGCACAUUGUGGAUCCUCACAACGACCUCGAGGAAGAAGCCAAAAAUCGCUUCGCCAUCACCAAAUUCUUCUACUGGUCCUCCAAGAACAUAAUUUCGUCUAUAAGUGUACGGGUGCUGCUGUACCUGGCGGUGUGCACUGCUUUAUACACCUGUGCAGUCAUUAAUGUGGUUGAGUGUGAAAACAUACUGGAUAUGGCCAUAAGUACCUUGAGUGACACAAGCAACUCCACUAAAGUCCCCCUCAUAGUCAAUGGAUCCAGCGGGUUCUUGAAUCCCGAGAACGUGCCGCCCCCUCUCUGCUGCGACCCUUGGUAUUUCACUUACAGCACCUCCCUCACUCUCCUCGUGGCUUGGACCUUCUUCAGGAUGCACUUCUUUCUCAAGUUUUCGGUCUACCUACUCGCAGUGUCAAUAUAUGGCUACUUCAUCUUUGACUUUGCCGAAAUAAUGUACAACCAUACCCAGCUGACCGAAGUGUGUCCCUCGCUGGUGGUGAUAAGUCUCGGCCUCAGUCCUGGCAUGGGCCAUCUGUUGUUCCUGAUCAUGAUCUUUCUGGCUCUCCAUGUGCUUGAUCGCCAGAUGGAGUACAUCAUUCGGCUGGACUUUCAGUGGAAGCAGCAGCUGGAAAAGGAACAGAAGGAAGCAGAGACGACGCAUUAUGCUAACAAACUGCUUCUACAAAACAUCCUUCCACUCCAUGUUGCUGAGAGGUACCUGAACCGUCAGAACGCUACGGACGAACUCUACCAUGAAUCUUUCAAGAACGUGAGCGUCAUCUUUGCCUCCAUCCCCAACUAUAGCAAGUUAUAUCGAGAGCACAUGUUUGAUGAGGACGGCACCAAGUGUCUUAAAGUCCUCAAUGAGAUUAUCUCUGACUUUGAUAUGCUGACAUACGAGGAGCCGUUUAAAACCAUAGAGAAGAUCAAGGUUGUGGGCAGCACGUACAUGGCAGCGUGUGGACUUCAGCCUGAAGGUGACGAGCUCAACGAGGAGGAGAGGAGUAUGGAAGAGAAUGCGUCCACCAUUGCCAAGUUUGCUGUGGCCAUGCUCGAGAAACUGGAGAACUUCAAUGCUGAGUCCCUUCAAGAGUUACAGCUGAGAGUGGGCAUCAACGCGGGGCCGGUGAUCGCCGGUGUGGUCGGAGCACAUAAGCCCAUGUACGACAUUUGGGGAGACACGGUCAACGUGGCCUCUAGGAUGGACUACACGGGUGAAAUGGGAAAAAUACACGUGACAGCUCAUGUGGGUGACAUCCUUCAGGGAUUGGGCUGGAGUGUGGAAUGUCGGGGGGAGAUCAAGGUGAAGGGAAAAGGUUUCAUGAAAACCUAUUAUGUGGAUCCCAAGAGCGCUCCGAAAGACCCUCAGCCGCUGCAUCCUCCCGACACUCCCAGCAACAACAACAACAACCAUAAGCACCGUAAAUCUAGUCAAGACACGACGGGCGAGAGGCGAAGAAGCAGCCAGCUGAGCCUGAUGUCCAUUAAGGGAUUCCUCUCGUCCCAUAGAGGUAGCAUGGAUAUAGAUACAAGCAAAGAAGCAGACACACACAGCACUCGGUCCCUCCCAAUAUACAAACCGAUAAAGAACGAGAAUGAAACUCCUCAGAAGUGGGAAAUGGAGGGGUAUGGAUCAGCAGGUACGACUCCACGCAGCAGUUUUGACUCCAAAGAUUCUGGAGUGGUAAAGGGCAGCUACCGUCCCUCCUACCCUUCCCCUGUGGCUGAAGAGGCAGAGUGGGCAUCGGCCGCUACCACUUCGCUGCAAAAAGACCACAACAAACCUUCUGACUCCACGACACAGGCAUCAGCCGGUCAGGAUUCGCUGAGAAGAUUUAAUAAUAAUGAAAUCUUAAAACAGUUAGUUAACUGUAAAGCAAAACACUAUUUCUCCCACAAGAGAAAUAGUAAUUCAUUUCCUGACCUAUCACGAAUGAGAACCACGGAUUCCAAGGAUGUGAGAAACAGUUUCACUCUCGGGGCUUCACGGAAAGGUUUAAAAUCUUCUAUAGGCAAAACAUGCCCAGACGUGAGACACACGCAGAACCGUUUAUUAGCACGGUCUUCUCCACACACCUCCAUCACAGUGGAUUCUGACGAAGUGCAAAGUGUGUGGUUGUGAAUGCUGGCCUAAGCCUUUUGAUAUACAUUGUGUGAUAUUACGUGUUUAUGUUCCUAAUAAAUUUAUUUCAAGUACCACUAGAAAUGAACAAGACACUGUAAAAAUGUAUAAAAAGUGUAUAUUUUCUGAUGUAGGACGUUUUAAUAUAAUGAAAGAUACCCAUGUGACGUGCAAAUACGUACGAGUGAUCCAGUCACUGCUAAGUGACUGGAUUCCUCUAUAAAGGAAUGAAUCAAAGACUGUGGUCUUAGAAAAUUGCUUGACAAUGGGCGAAUGAGACUUUUCAGGUGAGGAAAAGGAAUGUAGAAAAUUCUAAGAAUUAUAUUUUCAUCUUACAAGGCUUUACUGAUAAAAUUACAACCGUUUCACUUACGAAGGAACAUUAUUGAAAAGAUAGAACUUCCCGCAGAAAAAUUUUGUACCAUAGCCACCCUCACUUAUAUUCUUUCCUUCCUUUACUGAAAGUCUUGUGUUCGAUAAACAAUGAGUCUCCUUAUAUGUUAUAGAUUUAUUGCAUCUUAUGUACAUAUUGUAAAAUCAGAGUUUUAUAUCCACGUGUGUGUGCAUGUGUGUUUGAGAGAGAGAGA
This is a messenger RNA of Scylla paramamosain (green mud crab), 6324 nucleotides long. RefSeq names its product adenylate cyclase type 2-like. The transcript has 25 exons. Gene Ontology annotation, cellular component: plasma membrane. Lineage: Eukaryota; Metazoa; Arthropoda; Malacostraca; Decapoda; Portunidae. The record is from RefSeq and is a predicted model, not a curated record. Gene Ontology annotation, biological process: cAMP biosynthetic process; intracellular signal transduction; adenylate cyclase-activating G protein-coupled receptor signaling pathway. The coding region runs from base 1208 to 5737 and encodes 1509 amino acids. Gene Ontology annotation, molecular function: adenylate cyclase activity.